AUCAACAUCCCGUUGCGGAUAUCUAUUAUUAUUCCCGGAAAAGCGAGUGGUUGAGCGAUUAUCGCAUAAAUUACGCGCUGUUUCUGCACCUUAUGUGCAAGAACCAUAAAUCUUUAUUAGCGCCGCAUAAACUUUCAGCAAGUUAAUCGAUCAAACGUAAUACUCGCUGAGAAGCAGCCGCGGGCUACUUUCGGCCUAAAAAAAUUUUCAUAGCUGUCGGUAAUCGACCAUCGACAUAUUAAUCGAGAUGAAAUAUUUAUUUGCAAAUAAUAUGCUCUAUAAUUUAUAAUGAUCCCUGCGUCGUUUUGCGUAUGCGGGACGCGACAACGUCAGAGAUUAGGUGAGAGGAGGAUCUUUCGACGCGUGUCGAGUGAUGAUGUCACACAAUCCACGUGCGAUAUUCCGCGCGAUAUAUAUUCGCGAUCGCGCGAAGCACAUCGUACGACGACAGAUAAGCCAGCCGUGAGGUUGGCAGACGUGGACUAGUCACUUCUGCCGACACGGAGUAGGCCGGAGUAUGGUGGAGUGUACAUAACAGAAAAUAUGUCGAUACAUUAUUACUUUCGCGACAGGUGAUCGAGCAUUGUGAGCGGGCAAGGAAUCGAUCCAAUAUGCCGAAGAAAUUUGUGGGUGAGAAUAGCAAGGCGGUUGCCGCCCGAGCUCGAAAGGCAGCGGCCAAGGAAGCCGAGACUAUCAAAAAGGCGCAGGAAGCGGAAGAUAGGGCAUGGGAGGACCACGAUAAGCAAGUAUUGAAGAAGAAGCAGAAACAAGAAGAACUCGAGAAGAAACGUCAACAGCAACUAGAAAAAAAGGCUGAGGCGAAAGCUCUGCUUGAGAAGGAAAUGGCAAAUAUAAAAAUCGGCGGCAAGCAGCCAGCGUCGAAAGUCACUAGAGCCGAAAUCGUGUCUGUCACCGAGAAACGAAAUCAAGUGGCUAUGAAGAAGAAGGAGGAGGAGAAGGAGAAGCCGAUUGAGGAAAAUUUGAAUAGAUUGAUUUUGGAGGGCGAAACAGCUCACGGCAUAGACGAAGCUAUAUCUGUUUUAAGUUCAAAGGAAUCGGAAAUUGAUCGACAUCCGGAGAAACGAAUGAAAGCCGCGUACGCGAGCUUCGAGGAACGAAUGAUGCCUAUAAUCAAGGAACAAAAUCCUACUUUGAGAUUGAGUCAGUUGAAACAAAUACUUAGGAAAGAAUGGAUGAAGUCUACUGAGAAUCCGCUUAAUCAAACGUCGAAUCAUUAACGAUAUUAUAAAGUGAUAUCAAAUGAGCGUGAUGCGUUCGUGCGCAUUACCGACUGAUUAAUUAUUUAAUUUUGUUAAAAUAAAUAAAUAACAAUCACUGCAACAUUACGUAAUCAUCUGUAUACAAUUUUAUUUGUAAAACAUGACUCUUAUAUUAAAAAGUACUAUAUGAAAAA
This is a messenger RNA of Monomorium pharaonis (pharaoh ant), 1414 nucleotides long. RefSeq names its product coiled-coil domain-containing protein 124. Gene Ontology annotation, biological process: transcription by RNA polymerase II. Gene Ontology annotation, cellular component: nucleus. The transcript is spliced from 4 exons. The coding region runs from base 612 to 1238 and encodes 208 amino acids. Gene Ontology annotation, molecular function: transcription coactivator activity. The record is from RefSeq and is a predicted model, not a curated record. Lineage: Eukaryota; Metazoa; Arthropoda; Insecta; Hymenoptera; Formicidae.